Molecule: messenger RNA, 750 nt
Organism: Rhincodon typus (whale shark)
Lineage: Eukaryota; Metazoa; Chordata; Chondrichthyes; Orectolobiformes; Rhincodontidae
Product: apoptosis-stimulating of p53 protein 1-like
Exons: 7
Coding region: 1-750 (249 amino acids)
Biological process (GO): regulation of apoptotic process
Cellular component (GO): nucleus
Molecular function (GO): p53 binding
Source: RefSeq, a predicted model, not a curated record
AUGACGAAUUUUGUUGCAAUGGUGCUGCGCAGCUUAGUUAAGUCAAGAGAGAAUUCUUGGCUACGUAAAAAAGUUGAGCAAAAGCUUCAUUUCGGGAAUAAGAAUAAUUACAAACAUGGAAAGAUGAUACUGACUGUGUACUUAAGUAACAAUGAACAGGGUUUAACCGAAGUCCCGAUAACCCCAGAAACAACAUGUAAAGAUGUUAUUGAAUUCUGCAAAGAGCCUGGUGAGAUCGGUUGCCAUUUGGCUGAGGUGUGGCGAGGAAAUGAACGUGCCAUUCCUUCUGACCAUAUGAUGUAUGAACAUCUGCAGAAGUGGGGACCUCGUAGAGAAGAAGUGAAAUUCUUUCUCCGUCAUGAAGAUUCACCUAAUGAAAAUAUUGAACAAAGUGGACAUCAGUCUCAAGAUCAGCUGAAUAGAUGGAAUGGAAUUCAUUUGUCUACAGACAAGCGUUUCGAAAAUGGGGGUGGUAAUCCUCGGGUGGAGCUGACACUUUCAGAACUGCAAGAAAUGGCUUCUAGACAACAGCACCAGAUUGAGGCCCAACAACAGAUGUUGGUUGCCAAGGAGCAGCGUUUACGUUAUCUGAAACAACAAGAGAGACGUCAACAGCAGUCUAUUUCAGAAAGUGAAAAAUUACAAAAACUGAAAGAACGUAUGGAAAGUCAGGAGGCAAAGCUGAAGAGGAUACGAGCUAUGCGAGGACAGGUGGACUACAGCAAAAUUAUCAAUGGCAAUCUUUUGUAA